CACUAAGACACGACUAUCUCAAUACUGGUCGACUGCAAUAUAGGACCAUGAUUUCUAGGCUUGCAACGGUGCUAUUAGCACUGGCAUAUGUCAAUGCAAAUGCUGUUCACCCCAAAGAUGUUACGAUCGACACUAUAUUGGAAAACCAUAGUCUCAUGACGAAACUAAAUCUCAAAAAUGACGGACCAGAAUUUGUUGCUCCUGAUGAACCAGUUGAACAAGCAGUUUACGAUCAAUACAUCUUAUUUGCUGAUGCUGGGAUUGACAGGGUCGUACAGAUGGACGUGGAGUCCCCACGUAACUUUAGGUUUCUUCCAAUCCAAGGGGGUCUAGCUACACCCGUUGCAUUGGAUUACGAUCCGCUAGAGGAUCGUAUUUAUUGGACAGAUGUCUCGUACAGACAGAUCAGAAGAGCUUUCAAAAAUGGAACAGACACUCAGAUUCUAAGAAGGCUCCCGAGAGGUACUCCAGACGGUCUCGCUGUAGAUGUUCUGUCUCGGCUUCUGUAUUUCACCGACACUGGUACCGAUACUGUCAACGUCAUGCGUCUUAAUGGUAGCCAGUUCAGGACCCUUGUCAGGACUGAUUUGGAACAACCAAGAGCCAUUGUCGUAGAUCCAAUUAGAGGAAUGAUGUACUGGUCUGAUUGGGGCGGUGAUGCAAAGAUCGAGAAGGCGAAAAUGGACGGUGAAGAAAGAACAACCAUUGCAACAAACACGAUGACAUGGCCAAACGGAAUUGCUGUGGAUUUUCAAGAGGAAUAUCUAUUUUGGUGUGAUGCCUCACUCGACCGCUUUGAGAGGAUCAGAUUUGAUGGAAGUGAAAGAGAACUUCUUGCUCAGCUCACCAGGUCACAUUGCUUCGAUAUGACUAUAGAUAAUGAUUACAUUUAUUACACCGAUUGGUUUUACAGAGGACCAUACCGAGCAAGAAAAUCCGAUGGUAUAAGAUCUUCAUUUGGACCACAGCGUUUCGGAAGACUUAUGGGAAUACAUUUAUACAACGAAGAUUUCGUGCUCAACGUUACAAGAGAGAAUGGCUGCUCAAACGAAUUCAAUGGAGGAUGCAACUACCUGUGUCUGCCAACUCCUGAAGGAAGAACAUGCGCUUGUCCCGAUGGCGUGGCUUGCACUCCAGAGAGAGAAUGUCCGGCCCCAGAAAACUUGGAAAACGGUGGAUUCCGACAAUCGGAUGGUGUACGACAAGGCAGUAUUUUGACCUAUUACUGCAACCCUCCAUACGCUCUUGUUGGAAACUCCGAACUGACUUGUGGCCAAGAUGGACAAUGGGCCGGAGAAAUGCCAGAGUGCCAGCUUUCCACUGUGACACCUACCCCAGAAAUUGGAAACUUCAGCGAAACAUGCACCUGUAAAUUCAAACUAGAGAUUAACGGUACUUCUCUGCCUGGGUCUGAGGUAUGGCAUCACCGAGAAUACGUCUACGAAACAACAACCGUGGAGUGCGACGGAUGUCGCCGUCUUCUAGACGAUUGUCCCCGACGUUGCGAUGAGGAUGCGAGAACAUUCUGGGGCGAAGAGGGCAUGUACAAACUUGUCCCAGUGAACGCGACUGCUGGACCAAGAGAGCGUUUCUUAGGACAGUUGAUGUGCGAGCGUUAUCUCGGUCCCAUUGCUCCCCCUGGCAGCAGAGUCGCGAUCUUCUACGACCCUGGCAGUUGCGGUCAGUCGAUGUCUACCUAUGCCAGUCGUCGCUCUCUUUGCUGUGUUGAGGUUGAUAUUCCUGAGGUUGGAUUUGUCAUUGUAUGGGAUCACGAAUGUGAUGGAGGAAUCGGACCUGAUUAUUUGGCUAUGAUUGCCGAUGUUGAUAUAACAGUGGCACAAGCUGCUCUUGAUAAAUACAAUGAAACACACUAAACUGACUAAGAUUCAAUGGACAAAGUGAUGAAUGAUAUAUGACUUCAAGAACAAAACAAUAUAACAGUAAAUGUUCCUCUAAAAUGUAUAUAAAAAUGUAUACGUAACAUGUCUAAGAAAUUAAAGUUGGGUAUUUCUGUUUGACAUUUUUAUCAAUUAUCAUUAGCUGUUUCUUCUCCAUCAUUAUAAGACACCCUUGACCAUAGAUUGGAACCACGCCCCGCUGUAAACAAUCAUAUUGCGAGCAAGGCCCCGAUGAUGCCUGGAGGUUGAAUUGCCUUGAAAGUGAAUUUUGGAUUAUCU
This is a messenger RNA of Owenia fusiformis, 2177 nucleotides long. Lineage: Eukaryota; Metazoa; Annelida; Polychaeta; Sabellida; Oweniidae. The record is from the annotation of a GenBank genome assembly.